Messenger RNA from Cucurbita moschata (crookneck pumpkin), 2747 nucleotides. RefSeq names its product pentatricopeptide repeat-containing protein At5g16420, mitochondrial. Gene Ontology annotation, molecular function: protein binding. The record is from RefSeq and is a predicted model, not a curated record. Lineage: Eukaryota; Viridiplantae; Streptophyta; Magnoliopsida; Cucurbitales; Cucurbitaceae. The transcript is spliced from 3 exons. Bases 204 to 1805 code for a protein of 533 amino acids.
CAAGUCCAAGCUCGCAUUCAGAUUCGAACAGAAGCCCGUUUUUCGUCGUCGUCGUCGUCGUCAUCUGCCUUCUCCCUCUCCUACCCUUGCGAUUGGGGCCGCGCCAGAACCUUAAUACUGUGUUGUCGGCGGCGAUGGCAGCUUUCCAUGUGUAAGGAACAGACCCAUAUCUUUCUUCAACCUCAUAUUUUCAAGUAUCAAUCAUGUGGCACUGCUUGCGCUACAACAAAUUCUUUCCAACUUCAUUCCAUGGCCCAAUUACCAAUCUUCCUCUUCGUUUCAUCUUCGCCGUUGAUUCUUCUGUUCAAUCCUACACCGUUACGCCGCCGAUCAAGCCCUGGCCGCAGCGUCUCUAUCCCAAGCGCCUCGUUGCUAUGAUCAUUCGCCAACAGAAUCUCGACCUCGCCCUUCAAAUCUUCCACUACGCCGGCAAAUAUCAUCCCGGAUUUUCCCAUAAUUACGAUACUUAUCAUGCGAUCAUUCAUCGUCUCUCUCGCGCUCGAGCUUUUGAGCCUGUCGAGUCUUUGCUUGGGGAAUUGAAGAAUUCUGGUAUCAAUUGCGGUGAGGAUUUGUUCAUUUCUGUGAUUAGAAACUAUGGGCUUGCGGGCCGGCCGAAAAUGGCUGUGAAAAUGUUUCUACGUAUUCAAACCUUCGGUGUUCGACGCUCGGUGAGGUCGUUGAAUACGUUGCUCAAUGCUUUGGUGCAGAACAAACGGUUUUCUUUGGUACAUUUGUUGUUUAAGCAUUCGAGAUCCAAAUUUGGGGUCGUGCCUAAUGUGUUUACUUGUAAUAUUUUGAUCAAAGCGCUUUGCGAAAAGAAUGAUGUCGAGGGUGCACGGAAGGUGUCUGACGAAAUGCCUGCUAUGGGUAUGGUUCCAAAUGUGGUUACUUAUACUACAAUCUUAGGUGGUUAUGUCGCAAGAGGCGAUAUGGUAAGUGCCAAGAGAGUUUUUGGUGAGCUUUUUGAUCAUGGUUGGCUUCCUGAUGCGACUACUUAUACAAUUUUAAUGAAUGGGUACAUUAAGCUAGGUAGAUUCACUGAAGCUGUUAAGGUGAUGGAUGAAAUGGAAGAAAAUGGAGUUGAGCCAAAUGAUAUAACUUAUGGAGUCAUUAUUGAAGCUUAUUGUAGGGAGAAGAAGUCUGGCGAAGCACUUAACCUGCUUAAUGAUAUGCUUGAAAAGAAGUAUGUACCAAGCUCAGCACUUUGCUGUAAGGUGAUCGAUGUUUUGUGCGGCGAGGGGAGGGUAAAGGAAGGCUGUAAGCUGUGGGGGAAGCUUUUGAAUAAGAACUGUACUCCGGAUAAUGCUAUUACAAGUACCCUUAUUCAUUGGCUUUGUAAGGAGGGGAAUAUAUGGGAAGCAAGAGACUUAUUUAACGAGUUCGAGAGGGGAUCGAUUCCAAGUUUAUUAACUUAUAACACGCUUAUUGCAGGAAUGUGUGAGAUGGGGGAGUUGUGUGAAGCCGCUAGGUUGUGGGAUGACAUGUUGGAAAAGGGUUGUAUGCCUAAUGAAUUUACUUAUAACAUGCUGAUAAAAGGAUUUCUUAAAGUUGGUAAAGCUGAGGAAGUGAUUGAAGUAGCGGAGGAGAUGUUGGAUAAGGGAUGCUUGCCAAAUGAGUCAACUUACUCAAUUUUGGCUGAAGAGCUCCUCAAAUUGGGAAAAGAAGGAGAGUUCUUGAAUAUUCUUUCGAUGUUCGUCUCGAGCGGAGUUGUAGACGAUAAAGCCUGGCAUCUAUUUGUACCCAAGUUUGUUUGCAAUAUGGACGAACAAGCAAAUAUGCUCGAGAAAAUAUUGAUUGAAACUUGAGAGUUCUGGUCGUUUGCUUGCUCCAGAUUGAUUGGUGUCUCAUCUCUGAUGAACAGGGCGGCAGAGUGCUAUUGAGGUAUACCCUUUAGAACAUGUUUGAUGAAUGUUUUACCUGCACGAUUGUACAUGCAUAUGUCGAACUUGAGGCUGUUCUGCCGAUGUGCCGAUCUGCCGUUGGGGGUCUCUUCAAGGUACUUCCAACGGAAUAUAAGUUGUGCUUGUGUUUUUAUAAGAUACUGUGACAUAUUCGAUGUGUAAGAUAUUAUAUAUGAAAUAGCGUUACUUAUUGUAAAUUUAGGUCUCUGCUCACUGCUAUGCUAUGAAUUAGGUAGGUUUUUAAGUUGGAUGACCUCUCUUUUAAGUAUCUCCAUUGUCAUGAGGUCAGGGAAAGUACCGCUAACCCGUCUUCGAUUUUGACCAGCCCGACAAAUUCUCGAGGCCGACCUCUUGUACAAUGUCGAAGGGCGAGACUGAGGUCUCUCUGGCCCAGUCUUCCUCCCCUUCCACGCGUAUUAGAAGCAUGCGGGUUGAGUUCAGAAACCUUCAUUGGGCAUUGUUUAGUGUGGCAGACUUACUUGGCUGAUUUGGAGUCAAUUUUUGCACCUGAUUGAACUAGUUUUUAUUCAGUGAACCUUGGAGCUGUGUUCAACUUGAUUGUGAGGCAGCUCUUGUAGGAUCAUUUGGAAUACCGUGAUUCUUAUCGAUGCAUGUGAAAGCUUUGGCAUCAACCAGAAUCCAUGGCCACCUAGCUACUCAGUUGGAGAGCAACCAGGAAAGGCAUAGGCCAAGACACCCGAAUGAGUGAACAGUUGAAGGUGCAGUGAGUUUCUUCUAAAUCUCUGACAAGGAAAAAUGUCAUAGUGAAGAUGAACAAUGAUUUGACAUGGAUUAAAAAAUCUGCCUCUUUUCUAAUAAUUACUUUUUCCAAAUAAUUUUUCAUGC